UUUUUAGCAGUGAAAUCGAGGCUGAAGAAGAUGAGGAUGUGGGGAAGGACAGCAAGCCUGAAACUAAGAAGUAGGGGUGGUUUCGACAAUGUUCCUAAGUAUUGCGGGCAAAGCAAAUCUGGAGAAGUCGGACCUGGAACCAGCUUUGAAAGCUCUCAAGGAUAGGCUUAUGAAGAAGAAUGUGGCCGAGGAGAUAACUGAGAAACUCUCUGAAUCAGUGGCAGCGAGUCUUGAAGGGAAAAAGUUGGCUUCGUUUACAAGGAUAUCUUCAACCGUGCAGAUAGCAAUGGAAGAAGCUCUUGUUCAUAUUUUAACUCCUAGGCGCUCUAUUGACAUAUUGAGGGAUGUGCAUGCUACCAGGGAACAAAAGGAAGCCUUAUAUGUUGUUGUUUUUAUCAGUGUUGAUGGAGUUGGGAAAUCUACUAAUCUAGCCAAGGUUGCCUACUGGCUUCUGCAGCACGAGAUCAAUGUCAUGAUGGCUGCUUGUGACACAUUCCGAUCUGGAGCGGUUGAGCAACUGCGGACUCAUGCGCGAAGGCUCCAGGUAGAACAUUUGAUUUUACAGCCUAUUACCAGGCUAUCUGGCUUCUUUACUCAGAGAGGGUUUGUUUGUUGAAUAAAAUAUGUAAGUAAUACAAGCUGGACC
Molecule: messenger RNA, 646 nt
Organism: Juglans regia (Persian walnut)
Lineage: Eukaryota; Viridiplantae; Streptophyta; Magnoliopsida; Fagales; Juglandaceae
Product: signal recognition particle receptor subunit alpha homolog
Exons: 5
Coding region: 89-616 (175 amino acids)
Biological process (GO): SRP-dependent cotranslational protein targeting to membrane
Cellular component (GO): endoplasmic reticulum membrane
Molecular function (GO): signal recognition particle binding; GTPase activity; GTP binding
Source: RefSeq, a predicted model, not a curated record